This is a messenger RNA of Adineta ricciae, 885 nucleotides long. Lineage: Eukaryota; Metazoa; Rotifera; Eurotatoria; Adinetida; Adinetidae. The record is from the annotation of a GenBank genome assembly.
AUGUCACAAUUACUCGAAAGUGUGCUUGCAUCAUAUUCAUCAUUAACAACUAUUGCAAGUGAUAAAGGUGUUCUUCAUACUCUUCCUUCGAUCGAUAUUCCAAGUGUAGCUGCUAUAACUAGUUUAUUUGCACCAUGGAAAAAUGUUAUUGAACGAGUACAAACUACUAGAAAACCAUCUCUUCAUCUAGUUGUUACAUCUUAUUGGUAUCUGCUGGAGAGUUUGGUUGUCACAAGAGACGAAGCAGCUAACAAAACUGCUAAAGGUAUUGUUUUUUUCAAACGACGUACUCGACAAUUGCUUAAAAUAAUGUUUAAUUUGCAUGAUCUUCAUUGGAUCGCUGCUGUACUUAAUCCCCGUACACGCAUGCUCAAGCUUGCUACAGAUUAUGAACGUAGCCAUGCUUAUGAUUUAAUUCGGGCAGAAUUAACUAAGAUCAUCGAGACAAAUCAAGCUAAUGGUGGUACGUCAACACAAUCAGAAACAAUUACUAGUACUUCACCUACGCCUCAGAAAAAAUUCAAGCCUUAUACAGAGAAUUACGACGAUGACCAAGAUUGUUCCGAUUCGAAGAAAACCGUAACAAGCUCGAUGUACGCUCGUCGUGAGUUUGAAUUAUAUUUACAAAUGAAGUUAAAUAAAUGCAUUAGCUCGAAUGAUAAAGAUGAUAAUCCUCUUGUUUUCUGGCAAGAGCAAGAAUGUUUAUUACCUAACUUGACUAAGUUAGCAAAGAAAAUAUUUUGUGUUCCUGCUUCAUCUGCAGCAGUUGAACGCGCAUUCAGCUCAGCUGGUGUUAUUAUAUCGCAGAGAAGAAGUAAUAUCAAUCCAUCAUUGGUUAACGAUAUGAUUUUGGUUCGAUCUGCUGCUUCUAAUUUAACAUCUUAA